AGUGGGUGGUGGAGUCACCGUCACCCAACUGGUCACACCACUGUCGACAUACUGCCUGCUGGGAUGAAGCUCGCCACCGGAGAACUACAGAGAUUGUUACAAAUCUGAGAUCACUCACAAUCUCGGCGAGAACUCGUCCAAACGACCGAUUACCGAUUCAUUAGUUUCAAGGAGGAAGGGAGGAACAGAGGCGCGCAGCCAAAAUGAUGGAAGAAAUAGAUAGAUUCCAAGUGCCGAGUGCCGUGCAGGAGGCGGAGAUGCAGGCUGAGAUGCAGCCGCUGGACCCGGCCUCGUCCACAGCCUCAGAGGCGGACUCCGACACCAGAGAGGGGGAACCUGUCACUAUCAACUACAAGCCCUCCCCCCUGCAGAUGAAAAUAGAGAAACAGAGAGAGCUGGCUAGGAAGGGCUCAUUGAAGAACGGCAACGCUGUAGGUAGUCCAGUCAACCAGCAGCCCAAGAAGAACAACGUCAUGGCCAGAACGCGGUUGGUUGUGCCCAAUAAAGGCUAUUCCUCUUUAGACCAGAGCCCAGAUGAGAAGCCCUUGGUGGCCCUAGACACAGACAGUGAUGAUGAUUUUGACAUGUCCAGAUACUCAUCGUCGGGAUACUCCUCAGCUGAGCAAAUCAAUCAGGAUUUGAACAUCCAGCUGCUGAAAGAUGGUUACCGCCUUGAUGAGAUCCCUGACGACGAGGACCUGGAUCUGAUCCCGCCCAAAUCCGUCAACCCCACCUGCAUGUGCUGCCAGGCAACCUCUUCCACCACCUGUCAAAUACAGUAACCCCACCCUCUGACCUUCUGCCUCUCCCCCUCUCCACACAAUGUAACCCCCAAUCUUCAUCUGCUGUGAGUUUACUUCGCCCCGCCACAGUGGUGACAGUGAAGCAUUGGUAGAGUAUUGUAACGACAGUUAAGUGCUAUGACGAUAAUGACAAUGACAAAAUAAUCAAAUUAACAGGAAGAGUGUUAGGUUAAAAAAUCUAGGGGAAGGAACACAUUUGAAAAGAUUCAAUAUGUGUUUAAAAUAUGAGUAUAAGCGGUGGUUUCCUCCUAUGGUAGGACGUGCACUCGUGUUUGAGAGCCCUUCUCCUGGGAAACAUGAUGUAACGUAACACACUGAUAUUAGUGGACAGAAAACAGAAGGUCAAUUGAUGCUAUAAAGUGAAUUCCAUUUCCCUAAAGAAUAAGAAACAUCAUAACCGCUGACGGAAUUCUGGGUUGCAUUUUGAGCAUUUUUCCAGGUUUUGUUUUUGUUUGUUAGUUUUAAUUUAAAUGCUUACUUUUUUUCAAGCCCUAGGGAUAAGUAUGAUUGUAUGUGUUGAUGUGGAGAUAUUUCAGAAGACUGCGGUCUCGGGAUCCCUAAAUAGAAGAUAUCUGGUGCCGUAUGUAUUGUACUGUACAGGGUUGUUAUGUAGCACAGGCCAGGUCGUUGCACUCAUUCACACCACCCUCAACACUUUUGCUUUCUUUGCCCUACUGGCUUGAGAUGUUUCAAUACAGAAUUUAGGGAUGAAUGUAUGAACAUGAAUGGCUGAGGAACAAAUUGCAUGAAGAGCACUGGACUGAGUAAUUGAAUGGAGAAAAAUAAAUAAGGAAGUAGCUUAUUGCACAUUUGACUUUCGCCCUAUUUCUAUUGUGCAAUCACAUGCUACUGUUGUGGCACUAGCUUGACUUUUGAAUUUGCACAUUUAGUUUUGUUUUAUUUUUGGGCCCAUAUCUGUGUACUCUUUUCCUGCAUAGCAGUGACAGUGUCUUAUCUGAAAUGAACUGUCAAAAGGGAAGAUUACAUAUCGUUGCACCGACACUCUUAACACAUGAUGCUCACAUGAUUGACAUAUUAUCAAGGCCAAAGGGACCUUUAGACCUUUUUUUUUUAUCACACACUGCUGUGUCUUAUAUCUUUUCUCGAUCACUGGAAGCUCCUUCCUAGCCAUUCCUUUCUUCCCACCACCGAUCAUCAAGAGAGCACACAGGUCAAGACCGCAGAAAGAUUUACCCUUUCUCAUCUUUCACACACGCACACACACACAUGCACAUGCAUGCAUACAGACAGACAUACAACGCCAACAUAAGGAGAAAGAUGGCAUUUAUUCGUCUCUUUUGACUAAUGGGUUGGAAAUUUUUUUGUAAUGGCAACAUCGAGCAUCAUUGACUCAGAGCACUAACAUCCUUCAUUUAUGACUCCCUCCCUCCCUUAAAUCAGUUGAUAAUUUGCAAUUAGAGUAUGCCUUAAGUACAGAGAAGUUUAAAAGAUGUGUAUUUAUUGCCAUAUUGAUCAUUGACUUGAUUUGAAAAGCAUUUGCUGUCUAUGAAGUUAUGCUUUUUUAACAUAGACACAGGUGAUAACUGUUUUUCUUUGGUUUUCCUUUUUUUUUUUAAAUGAUUUUCUUGUAAUGUACGUAAACACUUCCAUUACAGUAUUUAACAAUGUUGUUAUGUGCAGUGUAUGAAAACUAUAAAUAAACACAAAGCUAAUAGAG
Molecule: messenger RNA, 2481 nt
Organism: Sander lucioperca (pikeperch)
Lineage: Eukaryota; Metazoa; Chordata; Actinopteri; Perciformes; Percidae
Gene: fam219ab
Product: family with sequence similarity 219 member Ab
Exons: 6
Coding region: 204-782 (192 amino acids)
Source: RefSeq, a predicted model, not a curated record